Molecule: messenger RNA, 5063 nt
Organism: Condylura cristata (star-nosed mole)
Lineage: Eukaryota; Metazoa; Chordata; Mammalia; Eulipotyphla; Talpidae
Gene: ATP1A2
Product: ATPase, Na+/K+ transporting, alpha 2 polypeptide
Exons: 23
Coding region: 137-3199 (1020 amino acids)
Biological process (GO): intracellular potassium ion homeostasis; proton transmembrane transport; intracellular sodium ion homeostasis
Cellular component (GO): membrane
Molecular function (GO): ATP hydrolysis activity; ATP binding; P-type sodium:potassium-exchanging transporter activity
Source: RefSeq, a predicted model, not a curated record
AUUUAAAGCUACCCUGUUGCUCAGCCCUCUCUGACUGUCUGCCGGGGUCUCCAGCGUCCUGGGCAGGCUGGCGUGUGGGCUCAAGAGCCUCCUGGUGACCUCUCCUGUCUAGGCCCCUCAGCCACUCUGCCCCAAGAUGGGCCGUGGGGCCGGCCGCGAGUACUCACCCGCAGCCACCACUGCGGAGAAUGGGGGUGGCAAGAAGAAACAGAAAGAGAAAGAGCUGGACGAGCUGAAGAAGGAGGUGGUCAUGGAUGACCACAAGCUGUCCCUGGAUGAGCUGGGCCGUAAAUACCAAGUGGACCUGUCCAAGGGCCUCACCAACCAGCGGGCCCAGGACAUUCUGGCUCGGGACGGCCCCAACGCCCUCACUCCACCCCCGACGACCCCGGAGUGGGUCAAGUUCUGCCGUCAGCUCUUCGGGGGGUUCUCCAUCCUGCUGUGGAUCGGAGCCAUCCUCUGCUUCCUGGCCUACGGCAUCCAGGCUGCCAUGGAGGAUGAGCCGUCCAAUGACAAUCUGUACCUGGGUGUGGUGCUGGCUGCUGUGGUCAUCGUCACCGGCUGCUUCUCCUACUACCAGGAGGCCAAGAGCUCCAAGAUCAUGGACUCCUUCAAGAACAUGGUUCCUCAGCAAGCGCUCGUGGUGCGGGAGGGAGAGAAGAUGCAGAUCAACGCAGAGGAGGUGGUGGUAGGAGACCUGGUGGAGGUCAAGGGGGGAGACCGCGUGCCUGCUGACCUCCGGAUCAUCUCUUCACACGGCUGCAAGGUGGACAACUCGUCCCUAACGGGCGAGUCGGAACCCCAGACCCGCUCCCCUGAGUUCACCCAUGAGAACCCCCUGGAGACCCGCAACAUCUGCUUCUUCUCCACCAACUGCGUGGAAGGCACUGCCAGGGGAAUCGUGAUCGCCACGGGUGACCGGACAGUGAUGGGCCGCAUCGCCACCCUGGCCUCGGGCUUGGAGGUGGGCCGGACGCCCAUUGCCAUGGAGAUCGAGCACUUCAUCCAGCUCAUCACAGGCGUGGCCGUCUUCCUGGGUGUCUCCUUCUUCGUGCUCUCCCUCAUCCUGGGCUACAGCUGGCUGGAGGCCGUCAUCUUCCUCAUCGGCAUCAUCGUGGCCAAUGUGCCCGAGGGGCUGCUGGCCACUGUCACUGUGUGUCUGACGCUGACGGCCAAGCGCAUGGCGCGCAAGAACUGCCUGGUGAAGAACCUGGAGGCGGUGGAGACACUGGGCUCCACGUCUACCAUCUGCUCGGACAAGACGGGCACCCUCACCCAGAACCGCAUGACUGUCGCCCACAUGUGGUUUGACAACCAGAUCCAUGAGGCCGACACCACGGAAGAUCAGUCUGGGGCCACUUUUGACAAGCGCUCCCCAACAUGGACGGCCCUGUCCCGCAUUGCUGGUCUCUGCAACCGAGCUGUCUUCAAGGCUGGACAGGAGAACAUCUCUGUGUCUAAGCGGGACACAGCGGGCGAUGCCUCCGAGUCGGCUCUGCUCAAGUGCAUCGAGCUGUCCUGCGGCUCCGUGAGGAAGAUGAGGGAAAGGAAUCCCAAAGUGGCGGAGAUCCCCUUCAACUCCACCAACAAGUACCAGCUGUCCAUCCACGAGCGAGAAGACAGCCCCCAGAGCUACGUGCUGGUGAUGAAGGGGGCCCCGGAGCGCAUCUUGGACCGCUGCUCCUCCAUCCUGGUGCAGGGCAAGGAAAUCCCUCUGGACAAGGAGAUGCAGGAUGCCUUCCAGAAUGCUUACAUGGAGCUGGGAGGCCUGGGAGAGCGUGUGUUGGGGUUCUGCCAACUGAAUCUGCCCUCCGGGAAGUUUCCUCGGGGAUUCAAAUUUGACACAGACGAGCUGAACUUUCCCACCGAGAAGCUGUGUUUCGUGGGGCUCAUGUCCAUGAUUGACCCUCCCCGAGCGGCUGUGCCUGAUGCCGUGGGCAAGUGCCGGAGUGCAGGCAUCAAGGUGAUUAUGGUGACCGGGGACCAUCCUAUCACAGCCAAAGCCAUUGCCAAAGGCGUGGGCAUCAUCUCUGAGGGCAAUGAGACAGUGGAGGACAUUGCCGCCCGGCUCAAUAUUCCCGUCAGCCAGGUCAACCCCAGAGAGGCCAAGGCGUGCGUGGUGCACGGCUCCGACCUGAAGGACAUGAACUCGGAGCAGCUGGACGAGAUCCUCCGGAACCACACAGAGAUCGUGUUCGCGCGGACGUCCCCGCAGCAGAAGCUCAUCAUCGUGGAGGGCUGCCAGCGGCAGGGAGCCAUCGUGGCGGUGACCGGAGACGGGGUGAACGACUCCCCGGCGCUGAAGAAGGCUGACAUCGGCAUUGCCAUGGGCAUCGCGGGCUCUGACGUCUCCAAGCAGGCGGCCGACAUGAUCCUACUGGACGACAACUUUGCCUCCAUCGUCACUGGCGUGGAGGAGGGCCGCCUCAUCUUUGACAACCUGAAGAAGUCCAUCGCGUACACGCUGACCAGCAACAUCCCCGAGAUCACCCCCUUCUUGCUCUUCAUCAUCGCCAACAUCCCCCUGCCUCUGGGCACUGUAACCAUCCUCUGCAUCGACCUGGGCACGGACAUGGUCCCUGCCAUCUCCUUGGCCUAUGAGGCAGCUGAGAGCGACAUCAUGAAGCGGCAGCCCCGGAACCCACAGACAGACAAGCUGGUGAAUGAGCGGCUCAUCAGCAUGGCCUACGGGCAGAUUGGGAUGAUCCAGGCACUGGGCGGCUUCUUUACCUACUUCGUCAUCCUGGCUGAAAAUGGCUUCCUGCCCUCACGGUUGCUGGGCAUCCGCCUGGACUGGGACGAUCGGUCCACCAAUGACCUGGAGGAUAGCUAUGGACAGGAGUGGACCUACGAGCAGCGGAAGGUGGUGGAGUUCACAUGCCACACGGCCUUCUUUGCCAGCAUUGUGGUCGUGCAGUGGGCUGACCUCAUCAUCUGCAAGACCCGUCGCAACUCUGUCUUCCAGCAGGGCAUGAAGAACAAGAUCCUGAUUUUCGGGCUCCUGGAGGAGACGGCGCUGGCUGCCUUCCUGUCCUACUGCCCCGGCAUGGGCGUGGCGCUGCGCAUGUACCCACUCAAGGUCACGUGGUGGUUCUGUGCCUUCCCCUACAGCCUCCUCAUCUUCAUCUAUGAUGAGGUGCGGAAGCUUAUCCUGCGGCGAUAUCCAGGAGGCUGGGUGGAGAAGGAGACUUACUACUGAACACGUUGGAGAGAAGAACCGGGCUCUGGAAGAUGGGGUGCUCAGGAGGUGUGGGGGUGGUGAUAGGGAGGGGUGGAAAAUGCCAUGGUGGUAUUUGGGGGGAAGACUUGGAAAGACAGAAUGAGGCAACAUGGCAGGCUAAGUAGACAGUGGGUAAAAAAUGCUGGGGUUGCCCCGACGGAAGCAUCAGAUCCCACCUCACAUGAGGACACCUCCCCAGAUCCCGCUCCACCCUCCACUGUGCUAUCCAGCCUUUUUGAGAAAUAGGAAGAUCCCAGGCCUCCCCACCCCCUCUCUCCACUCUGCCCCCCACUAAAAGAUCAACAUGCAAAGACAGUUGUGGUCAAAACCAGAAGAAGGGAACAGAUAAACUAUGCCCCGAUCUCUCCAACCGCACCCCACUUCCCACUCUGAUCCCUCAUUUACUUCCCUCCUGACCCUGUCACCUCUUCUGCUCAGACCUGGAGUUCACCCCAGUUUCUCCUGGAUAAUGCUCAGGGAGGGACGCUCCUGGAGAAGCCUCUUGUUCCCAGGCAAGGCAGGGUGGGAAGCUAGAGCAGAGUGAGCCUACAGGAACCAGGUCAAGGUGUGAGUGUGGCCAAGCAGGGCAAAGACAGAAGGAGAGAGAGCACCACUGACCGUGUCCUCCAGGUGGCCAGUCAUCAGCUGGAAGUCUGGGCUCUGUCUGGGCUCUCUGCAGACUCCCUGCCAGCAGACCAAAUUCAAAUCCCAUCCAAGCAGCAGCAGAGGCAGGACAGGGAGCGAUCUGGGAGGUUGUCUGGGAGGCAAGCUUAUCCCACUGAAGACCUCGCUGAUCCUGGUUUGAGGUCUACUUGCCCCAUGUGGCCUAGGGUCACAGGUGCUCCAGGUCUACCACCACUCGCUAGAACACUAAGUCCCCAGACUGCUGUGUGCUCUGAACAGCCACAGCACGUUCCCUGCUCACCGCCACAUUUCCUCCAGGCCAUGCUGACGGGUCUUGCAUCAUCCCCAGGCUCUGGCCGGCCAGCCUGGAAAAGCAGUUCCCUGGCUGUGGGCUGGAAUGGGGGUGGGCAUGUUCCCAGAAUCGCCUCUGCCCAGGGAGAUGCAGGAUCCAGUUAGGUCAUAACUGGUCUGCAUCUCAGGAGGAAAGGGGAAGCGUCACAAACCUGCCUCUGCCCUCUGGACGGCAGCUGCUCCCCCAGCGCCCUCCACACGGACACCGUCUGGCCUGCUUUCCUGGACAUGGGACUUGUUUCCAGGACCUUACCCUUAAGCCCUUUGCUCUCAACACACCUGCCCGUAGAUAGCUCUGCCCAUUUUGUGGCUGGCUUAGAAGGCUUUCAGAGGGUCCGGCAGAGAGACCUAGAGGAACCAAGCAUGGGAGAACCACCCAAGAAAAACAGCAGAAAGGGAAGAAGCACAAACACUAAAUCAUACCCCCACACCUUCCAGCACUGUCAAUUCAUUACACUGGAAUUGUACUGCAUCAGAAAUACCUGGAACUAGGUGACUCAUUGUCUCGGGCUCGGAAAACUAAAUGAGAAACCAUAGUAACUUGGACCUAGUUAAUUUGAGAUUUGUUGACUGUGGACAAAAGCUUAUCUUUGCACAAUCAGUAAGAAUGGCAUUUCUUUAGUAAGUUAAGAGCACAUUGCUAGGGGCUACCAGUAUACUUAGUUUACCUAAAAUAAUACUUUGCUGGUGAGUUGGGAAUAUCCAUUUAGAAGUAGCAAGCGCAUGUGCUAAUUAUCAUCAACUCUUAUGUCUUUGCUAAAGAAACAUCUGCAAGACCUUUACCUGGUGAGCUUCUGUAAGGCAUUAGUUUGAGGCAUUACAUGUGUUCUUGAAAAUAAUAAAGUUGCAUUUCUUUAUGAAACCAGAA